This is a messenger RNA of Cyprinodon tularosa, 1076 nucleotides long. Its product is annotated as 60S ribosomal protein L5. Gene Ontology annotation, biological process: translation; ribosomal large subunit assembly. Lineage: Eukaryota; Metazoa; Chordata; Actinopteri; Cyprinodontiformes; Cyprinodontidae. The record is from RefSeq and is a predicted model, not a curated record. Gene Ontology annotation, molecular function: structural constituent of ribosome; 5S rRNA binding. Bases 125 to 1018 code for a protein of 297 amino acids. Gene Ontology annotation, cellular component: cytosolic large ribosomal subunit; ribosome. The transcript is spliced from 8 exons.
UCCUCAACACGUGACGCUUAUUUAGUGCGCAUGCGCACGCCAAUCUUUCUUUUUCAAGUGCAGUGGAGUCUAGCCCCAGUCUUUGGCUCCGGGCUCCUUCAUAAGGAGACUAAAAGACUGCAAAAUGGGUUUUGUUAAAGUGGUGAAGAACAAGGCCUACUUCAAGAGGUACCAGGUUAAAUUCAGGAGGAGGAGAGAGGGAAAGACUGACUUCUUUGCUCGCAAACGCCUGGUCGUCCAAGAUAAGAACAAGUACAACACACCGAAGUAUCGCAUGAUCGUCCGUUUCACCAACAGGGACAUCAUCUGCCAGAUCGCCUAUGCCAAGAUCGAGGGAGACAUGAUCGUGUGUGCUGCCUACUCACAUGAGCUGCCAAAGUAUGGCAUCACCGUGGGUCUGACAAACUACGCAGCAGCCUACUGUACUGGUCUGCUGCUCGCCCGCAGACUCCUGAACAAGUUUGGCCUGGAUAAGGUGUACGAGGGCCAGGUGGAGGUGACCGGGGAUGAGUUCAACGUGGAGAGCAUUGAUGGUCAGCCGGGAGCUUUCACCUGCUACCUGGAUGCUGGGCUCGCCAGAACCACCACAGGCAACAAGGUGUUCGGUGCUCUGAAGGGAGCCGUGGAUGGAGGCCUGUCCAUCCCACACAGCACCAAGCGCUUCCCUGGGUAUGACACAGAGAGCAAGGAGUUCAACGCAGAGGUCCACCGUAAACACAUCAUGGGCGUCAACGUGUCCGAGUACAUGAGCUUACUGAUGGAGGAGGAUGAGGAGGCUUACAAGAGGCAGUUCUCCCGCUUCAUCAAGAACGGCGUCACCCCAGAUAUGAUUGAGGAAAUGUACAAAAAGGCUCAUGCUGCUAUCCGUGAGAACCCCGUUCAUGAAAAGAAACCUCCCAAGGAGGUCAAGAAGAAGAGGUGGAACCGUGCCAAGCUCUCUCUGGCUCAGAGGAAGGACCGCGUCGCCCAGAAGAAGGCCAGCUUCCUCCGGGCUCAGGAACAGGAGGAGGCGGACUGAGGCAUCAGUCUGCUCCGGUCCGAAUGCAGAAAAUUGUUCUAAUAAAUGUGGAAAAGAC